This is a messenger RNA of Prionailurus viverrinus (fishing cat), 2498 nucleotides long. It is a transcript of the gene DHRS7B, whose product is annotated as dehydrogenase/reductase 7B. The transcript is spliced from 9 exons. The record is from RefSeq and is a predicted model, not a curated record. Gene Ontology annotation, molecular function: oxidoreductase activity. Gene Ontology annotation, cellular component: membrane. Bases 290 to 1480 code for a protein of 396 amino acids. NCBI's taxonomy places the organism in Eukaryota, Metazoa, Chordata, Mammalia, Carnivora, Felidae.
CUUGGCUGUGAUCUCCACGAGGUCAGAAACCAUGUCUAUCUACCUCAUUCAUUGCCUUACACCCCAGUCCUAGCUGAGUCUGAUACAGGAUGGCGCUUGAUAAAUGAGGUGUGAAUGAACAUAAAGUAAUCCAUCUGGUCUCUUUACCACACAUACUUAACCACGAAUAACCCUCGAAGCCGCCUGCUUGGCUGCCAUUGCCUAGUUCCUUCCGCAGAUCUUCUCCAGGAAUUUCCUUUCUUCGAAAGCCGGCCCGUGGGCCGAGGAUGGAUCCCAUUAACGUGGUGCCAUGUUUGCCUCAGGCAAAGUGGUCCCCAGGGCCAGGAGACCAAGGCUGGCAUGCGAUGUUGUGUCAGGUGCUCAAGGAAUCCCAGAAGUGUACCAGACGAGACUGUGCACGCUUUUCCACGUAUUAAUUCAUCUGACCUCAGAACAACAACCUGCAAGGUGGGCACUCACAUGCCCUCAUUUUGCAGAUGAGGAUACUGAGGCCCAGAGUGGUGAGGUCCCGUACCCAGGCUGGAAGAGUCUGCUGAAGGUGAGGGUCAUGGAUUUUAUCACCUCUACGGCCAUCCUGCCCCUGCUCUUUGGCUGUGUGGGAAUCUUCAGCCUCUUCAAGCUGCUGCAGCGGAUGCGAAUGAAGGCCUACCUCCGGAACGCUGUGGUGGUCAUUACAGGCGCUACCUCAGGCCUGGGGCGAGAAUGCGCCAAAGUCUUCUACACUGCAGGUGCCAGGCUGGUGCUCUGUGGCCGGAACCGGGAGGCCCUGGAAGAGCUCACCAAAGAACUUGCUGCCUCUCUGGCCACCAAGGUGCAGACACACAAGCCUUACACGGUGGCCUUUGACCUUGCGGACCCUGGGGCCAUAGUUGCAGCAACAGCUGAGAUCCUGCAGUGCUUCGGCUACGUGGAUGUGCUCAUCAACAAUGCUGGCAUCAGCUACCGAGGCGCCAUUGUGGACACUACCCCAGACGUGGAUAAGAAAGUCAUGGAGACAAACUACUUUGGCCCAGUUGCUCUAACGAAAGCACUCCUGCCCUCCAUGAUCAAAAGGCGACAAGGCCAUAUUGUUGCGAUCAGCAGCAUCCAGGGCAAAAUCAGCAUUCCUUUCCGAUCAGCAUAUGCGGCCUCCAAACAUGCAACCCAGGCAUUCUUUGACUGUCUUCGUGCCGAGAUGGAACAGUAUGAGAUCGAGGUGACUGUCAUCAGCCCCGGCUACAUCCACACCAACCUCUCUGUAAAUGCUGUCACUGCUGAUGGGUCCAAAUACGGAGUUAUGGACAAGACCACAGCCCAAGGCCGAAGCCCCGUGGAGGUGGCCCGAGAUGUUCUGGCUGCGGUGGGAAAGAAAAAGAAAGAUGUGAUCCUGGCCGACCUCCUGCCUUCCUUGGCCAUUUAUCUGCGAACUCUGGCUCCUGGGCUCUUCUUCCGCCUCAUGGCCUCCAGGGCCAGAAAGGAGCGGAAAUCCAAGAACUCCUAGUCGCACGUCUGAGCUGGGAGAGGGAAGCAGCACCUGCCUGGGUACAGGUGCUGGACAAGGGACAGCUGUGUUUGUUGAGACUUUACUGGAUGUUUGUCUUACGAGUGGGAAAGAUGGAACAUACAUACGCUUGUCCUGAACUGAAGAUCCCUGGCUAGGCCUCUGCUAAUAGAAUGAAAACCAAAAAGGCAACAACCUUCUUCCCAGGGAUGAGGGGUAAACCUUACGGAACAAAUGUGGAGCUCAGUUUAAAGUAAGGACCUGAAAUAAAUGAAUGAGCAGUCAGAGGUGUAGUCCUCAAGGGAUGGAAGAACUAUGUCUCCUUUGAAUUCCAGCCUCCGCCAGCUCCUAGAAAGUGUUUCAGCCUUGAAAACAGAAGACAUCCUGACGUCACCUGACCCAGUUCUCAUAUUUGACUUACCUGGACCACGUGCCUAAUUGUUUUGGCAGAGGCACCUGCAGCACUCAAGGGAGAAGGCUGUCGUAAGAAGCCAUCAUCCAUAUCCAUUUUCAGGGCUCUACAGUCCAUCAUCCAACAUGACCAAUGGGCUAAUACGCCUUCUGUCUUCCAGCAUAACCCAAGUGAUGCCGGCUUUAGUUCCUAAAAGGAAUUCCCUGUUUCCCCUGUAAACUCUCACCUCAAGCCCCGUAGACCAGGCCCCACUCCAAGCAGAAGACGAAUUUAUUAAGGAAACAGGGAAAAGGGAGAGGAAAACCCCACGUGGUCCCGUGUAUCCUCUAGGAAAGAAGACUCAAAAGCCUGGUCAGGUGGGGAGGGAUUCUAAAGCGGCAUCUGGUCCCUGGUGAGAGCAGUCAUUUGCUAGCUGUGCCUGUUGGAUGCCUGCUUCCACCUUUUUGAUUUCUUAAAAAUACAUGCUUGAGGUUCAAUGAGUGAAUCAACUUCAUAUUGAAAGUUUAGGAUGAAACUUUUCCUAUUAUUGAGGCUGAAAGUGGAAAUUGUGGGUGCAUUGUAUGACUUUCCCAACUUGGAAUAAAAAUCUUGCAUAUCAUACCGGCA